Messenger RNA from Pseudoliparis swirei, 873 nucleotides. RefSeq names its product tRNA methyltransferase 12 homolog (gene tyw2). The record is from RefSeq and is a predicted model, not a curated record. Gene Ontology annotation, molecular function: tRNA methyltransferase activity. Gene Ontology annotation, biological process: tRNA methylation. Lineage: Eukaryota; Metazoa; Chordata; Actinopteri; Perciformes; Liparidae. Gene Ontology annotation, cellular component: cytoplasm.
CUUGAGAUUAGUCCGUGUGUGCAGAUCAAUGGCCGCGUGUCGCAGUGUCAUGCACAGCAGUUCAGGAGCCGUCUACAUAGGGGCUCUGGAUCUGGGUUUGAGGAGACAGUCCUCUUGCCCAUUUUACCAUCCUAUCUGCCACAACUGGAUCUGAUCUCUCUCACAACCACAGCAACCCCUUGUGAAAUAGUUUUGAGUCGGUCUCACCUGCAGUCAAAGACGAGGAGAGGAAGUAUAAGUGGCAAUAAACUAGAACAAAUCCUCCAGGAGGUGUUAGAAUCUCACGGUGAAUGAUGGACGAAGGAGCUGAGGGGGGACCUCCCUCGCAGCUUCCAGAGGCAUGGAGACCUCCUGAUGGGAGACAACUGCUUCUCCCUGCCACUAUGGAGGAAGAUGGAUCAACAGAUGUGGAGUGUGGUGGCCAAAGGACUGGGGGCAAAGCGGCGCAGGGAUGGAUUUAGGUCUCCUGUGGUGACGGUGCUGUUAGGAUACCACAGCUGGGUCAAACAUGUGGACAACAGGAUUAGUUCUGAGUUUUAUAUCACCCGAUGCAUGUUCUGAAACAUAACGGAGAAGCUUCGGGUGGCUGGAUACUGCAGAGGGGAGACUGUGGUGGAUCUGUAUGCAGCUGUAUCUUAUGUCAGGUAUUAGAUGCCUCCCCCCCCCCCCCCAUAUCUGGUCCACGCGGAGGGGGGGGGGGGCAGUCGCAUUCACGCCAGUGAGUGGAACCCUGACGCAGUUAAAGCUUUGUUAAAAAAACUCGAGGCAAACGGGGUGUCGGAACACUGCACCGUUCACCGAGGAGACGACCGACAAGUAAUGUGUUUCCAUCUGCACGCCGUCCUGCUGGUGUGAGGCGCAUCGUUUACACAC